Molecule: messenger RNA, 1710 nt
Organism: Oldenlandia corymbosa var. corymbosa
Lineage: Eukaryota; Viridiplantae; Streptophyta; Magnoliopsida; Gentianales; Rubiaceae
Source: the annotation of a GenBank genome assembly
CCAACACUCUAUAUCGGGUGUUUGACCCUGACUCCGGCAAAUAAGAAGAACAGAGAGCAACAGAGUAUCAAAACAUUUCGUCUCAAUUUCUAAAUCCCAAAUCUUUCUUCUUAAAUUCAGUUUCUCUCCCCGUCGAAUCUCUCUCGUCGGCGUUCUAUGGCGUCCAGUUUCACCAUGUUUUCAAAAACCCUAACUAGAAGCUAACAGUCUCUGUGUUUUUUAAUUUUGUUUUCAAAAAACCCUUUUUUUUGUUAAUUUGUUUGUAUUUUUUUUUGUUUCAAUCUUGUAAUAAGUGUUGCAGCUCGGAUUGAUGUGCUCAUUGUAACAACAAUGGGAGAUUCCUGGGACCAGAACAAACUGUUUGUCGGUGGCGUUUCGCGGGAGACCACUGGAGAUAGUUUGAAAUGCCAUUUCGAGAAAUACGGUGCCGUUUUGGCCUCCGAAAUCACCAAGGAUCGGCUCACUGGCCUUUCCCGAGGCUUUGCUUUCGUCACAAUGGCUGAACCUUCUGGGGUUGAGUCUGCUCUUCAAGACUCCCAUGUUAUUUGUGGAAGAACGGUGGAAGUGAAAAGAGCAAUUCCUAGAAGCGAGCAAGCAAACAGGCAACUGAUUAGUAGGGGAUUGGAUAAGAAUGGCAAGGAUAGCUUUACGACUGACCAGCAAAACUUUAGGACGAAGAAGAUCUUUGUAGGGGGUUUAUCUGCUAAUCUGACGGAGGACGAAUUCAAGAAUUAUUUUGAGAAAUUUGGUAGGAUUACUGAUGUUGUUGUAAUGCAUGACAAUGUGACCCGUAGGCCUAGAGGCUUUGGUUUUAUAACUUUUGCAUCAGAGGAUGCUGUUGACGAAGUUGUGCAGAAUACUUUUCACAAACUGAAUGAUAAAGAAGUGGAAGUGAAGAGGGCUGUACCGAAAGAGAGCAGCAGUGGCAGGGCUAAUGGUUAUACUGCAAGGCCAGAUAAUGGUAGAUUGAUUAACUACAAUAACCAUCCAGGAAGUUUGCCAACUUUCAGUCCUGGCUAUGGGCCUUUUCCUAGCUAUGGUUCGGUUCCUGGUUAUGGAGGUAUUGCCGGGUACCCUUAUGGUCCUUACCUUAUUGGCGGUGGUUAUCCUUAUGGAGGAUACCCAGGAGUUGGAGCUGGUUAUGGUGUUGUUCCAUGGUAUGGCACAAGGACAGAUGGCCCUAACUUUAGCACCGUUCCUCCUCCCUUUCGGAUAUGAUGGUAUGGUGGUAUAUUUGACAAUGUGGAAACUCAAGUUGGGAGGUUACGCUGUUGUGUAAAGAACCCUAGAUUCAACUCUGAUUGAUACCUGUGGUGACUUCAAUGUUGAUAGCUACAUGAGAUUGGAGAAAGGGUAUGCAAGACUUUUGCUUUUUAUGUAACAUUUUCUAUGUUGACUUGGUCCUUAAUGUAAACAUGUAACGUUACAUGUAAUAUAUGGAUUUCGUUAAACAUUCAGUUUUUAGAUGUUUCUCAUUGUCAUAUUGCUUUUGGUUUGUUGGGUGUGUCGAUUUUCAAAUUGCAUUAUUUUAUUUUAUUUUUACGCCCGGUGUUUUGGAAGAAGUUUGGUUGAUGUUGAAGAUACUUGGUUAGUUUAUCAGGCAGAGCCGGGAGACAAUUGAAUGGUUACAUGAUCGUAAUCAUGCGAUGUGGUAACUGUGGAAAUGAUUUUUAAAGCAAUGAAUGAAGUUAUGAUUUCUAUUAGUGGUAA